CCCCCAUCGCCCCGUCCGUCGCGCCCUCGCUCCCGACGGUCCCUCGCCCACCACACCCGCAGAAUUCUGAGCGCAGCCCGGCGUCUCGACACAAUGCCUGCCACCACCAUCCUGUCCCGUGCCGGGGCUCAAUUGAGCUCGCGGGCGCCCAUUGCCCUGCGCGCCCAGCUGCAGAGACGCACGCCCGCCCUCGCCGCCCUCGCGCGCUUCUAUGCCUCGUAUCCCCCGCACACGGUCGUCAGCAUGCCCGCGCUGUCGCCCACCAUGACGGCCGGCAACAUCGGCACUUGGCAGAAGAAGGUCGGCGACUCGAUAGCCCCCGGCGACGUGCUCGUCGAGAUUGAGACAGACAAGGCCCAGAUGGACUUUGAGUUCCAGGAGGAGGGCACCAUCGCCAAGAUCCUGCGCGACGCCGGCGACAAGGACGUGGCCGUCGGCAGCCCGAUUGCCAUUAUGGUCGAGGAGGGCGAGGACGUGUCCGCCUUUGAAAAGUUCUCCGUCGAGGACGCUGGCGGCGACAAAAAGGCCGCCGCGCCGUCCAAGGAGGGCAACGCCGCCGAAGCCAGCGAGCCCGCCGACACUGGCUCCCCGACGGCGCCGCCCGCCCAGGACGGCGCGGCUCCCGUCUCGCGCGAGUCGGACAGCACCGGCGCCCGCCUCGAGACGGUGCUGCAGCGCGCCCCCGCCGUCUCGCCCGCGGCCAAGAAGCUCGCGCUCGAAAAGGGCAUCGCGCUCAAGAGCAUCAAGGGCACCGGCCGCGGCGGCGCCGUCACCAGGGAGGACGUCGACAAGGCCCAGCCCGCUGCUGCGCCCGGCGGCGGCGCCGCCGGGCAGUCCGCCGCGACGUACGAGGACACGGAGGCGUCGAGCAUGCGCAAGGUUAUUGCCACGCGGCUGACCGAGUCGAUGCAGCAGAACCCCCACUACUACGUGGCGUCGAGCAUCUCCGUGUCCAAGCUGCUCAAGCUGCGCGAGGCCCUCAACGCGGCCUCGGACGGCGCCUACAAGCUGUCGGUCAACGACCUGCUCGUCAAGGCCCUCGCCGUGGCCGCGCGCAAGGUCCCCGCCGCCAACUCGUCGUGGCGCGACGUGGACGGCAAGGUCGUCAUCCGCCAGCACAACGUCGUCGACGUCAGCGUCGCCGUCUCCACCCCCUCGGGCCUCAUGACGCCGAUUGUCAAGAACGUCAACGGGCUGGGUCUGCAGGCCAUCUCCGCCCAGAUCAAGGACCUCGGCAAGCGCGCCCGCGAUGGCAAGCUCAAGCCCGACGAGUACCAGGGCGGCUCCAUCACCAUCUCCAACAUGGGCAUGAACCCGGCCGUCGAGCGUUUCACCGCCGUCAUCAACCCGCCCCAGGCCUGCAUCGUCGCCAUCGGCACAACCACAAAGGUCGCCGUCCCCGCCGAGUCGGACGACGGUGCGCAGGGCGUUGCCUGGGACGACCAGAUUGUCAUCACCGCCUCGUUUGACCACAAGGUCGUUGACGGUGCUGUUGGUGGCGAGUUUGUCAAGGAGCUCAAGCGCGCUAUUGAGAACCCGCUCGAGCUGUUGCUGUAGAGGAUGGAGGCGCCGUGUGUAGGGAGGGAGAGGCGUCGUGUGUAGUGAGGGAGAGGCGUCGUGUGUAGUGAGGGAGAGGCGCCAUGUGUAGUGAGGAGAGGCGAAU
This is a messenger RNA of Didymella exigua CBS 183.55, 1663 nucleotides long. RefSeq names its product putative dihydrolipoamide acetyltransferase. Gene Ontology annotation, cellular component: pyruvate dehydrogenase complex. The transcript is spliced from 4 exons. The record is from RefSeq and is a predicted model, not a curated record. The coding region runs from base 94 to 1557 and encodes 487 amino acids. NCBI's taxonomy places the organism in Eukaryota, Fungi, Ascomycota, Dothideomycetes, Pleosporales, Didymellaceae. Gene Ontology annotation, molecular function: dihydrolipoyllysine-residue acetyltransferase activity. Gene Ontology annotation, biological process: pyruvate decarboxylation to acetyl-CoA.